This is a messenger RNA of Alternaria ethzedia, 969 nucleotides long. RefSeq lists its product as uncharacterized. The transcript is spliced from 3 exons. The record is from RefSeq and is a predicted model, not a curated record. Lineage: Eukaryota; Fungi; Ascomycota; Dothideomycetes; Pleosporales; Pleosporaceae. The coding region runs from base 1 to 969 and encodes 322 amino acids.
AUGGCGGUAAUCUGGGGUCUCGACAUGAAGGAGAUGCAAUGGGGCAAGUUCAAGUCCGGCUACAUGUGGAACAACACGUACCACAACCGUCGCACAAAGUUCAUCAUCUACCAACUCGCCAUGAUUCUCUGCGUUGUCAGUGAGAGUCUGGGAACCGCUGCGCUAUCUGACUACGUCGACCAGCAAAAGUUCGUCUCAAAGCUCGACCGCAACGUCAUGAUCCACAACAACAACUUCGUCGGCAUCGCAUCGUACAACAUCUUCGUUGGUAUCUUCGUCGCCACCAUUUUCGGUGCCGCCUUCUUCUUCGAUCUCUUCUGGCCCGAGCGACAAGAGUCGAGAGGCGUCAUCAACGCUUGGAAAGCUUGCUCAGUCUUUGCUUGCAUGCUUACGCUCUCCGACGCCCUUGCAUACACUUACAUCACCGCGAGCAAGAGUGCGCACCUAACCGGCACGGACUUCGAGCGCGGACAGGGCCUGUUGUCGCAGUUCAAGAAGGCCGGCGAGACUCCGCUCGCUUACAACAAGAAUGGGCGGGCGAUUGCUAGUGUUGUAUUCUUGUGGCCGGGCAUGAUCUUCACUUUUGUCAGUUCCCAUGCCGGUCCUUCCUCCCGUGGCGGUCCGUCCAGUCGUCCUGGUCCUUGGACUCCUCGUCGGGAUUCAGAGCUGAACAAGCUGAAGAAGAAGCACAAAACAGACAUCAGCGUUGUCAGAGACGGACCCGCAGACCCACCUGCUCUCGGAAGGUGGGGACGUCACGAUGCUGCGCAUGGUCCUGUCGAAGAGACCCUUGUUGAGGAGACGCCUAUCGAGACGCUUAUAGAGCGGAAUAGGGCCGCAGUGCAGAGGAUGCUACAGGAAGGAGAUCCGGAUAGGGAUGAGAUGAUUAGGCAACGCAGCGAGGAGUUACUAAACAAGAACAAGGACUUCAUCAGCGAAAGGCCGUUGAGCCCCCAGGAGUCUAGAUGA